Saprolegnia parasitica CBS 223.65 is the source of this 1012-nucleotide messenger RNA. RefSeq lists its product as hypothetical. The record is from RefSeq and is a predicted model, not a curated record. The transcript has a single exon. The annotation marks the transcript as partial. NCBI's taxonomy places the organism in Eukaryota, Oomycota, Saprolegniomycetes, Saprolegniales, Saprolegniaceae.
AUGGGCUUCGUGCAAGCGCUCCUGCUGCUCGGCGCCGCCCUCGUGGCCCGCGCCGCCACUAUCGACAUAAUUGAGCUCCCGAGCUCGGUCCUCUCGGUCUUCAGUGACGAGGCUCUGAUGUUCGACACGCAGCGCAUUGAAGAAGUGUUUGCGUUGCCCGACGACACGUACUCUGUGACGGCCGCACGCGUCGUCACCAACCAGCAGCUGCAGACAGUCUGCACCAAUUGCUCGGUUGACGAUGGCUUUCCCGCGCUCGCCGUCUGGACGCCAGCAUACGUCCUAUCGACGACCUCGACGUGGUUCGGUAUGCUACCAAGUCGCCCCACCGAUUUGCCCGUCGAGUUGACGGUGCAGAUGAUGACGACAUCUUCCAUCACCAAUGCCACCCAACUGUAUCAACGCAAUUUGACACUGGACAUUACCAUCGUCACUGAACCACCAGUGUUGGCGGUGGCCGUCUCCAACCGGUCGGUGGCAUACGCGACGCCUGCUGUGUUGAACGUGACGGCGACCGGCGUCAGCGCAUCCGAAUCACUGGCCGUGCGUAUGCGCGUAUGGAACUGCUCGGGCGUUGCCUCGGUCGUGGUUACGAGCGACAAGGAACCGGUCAUGAUCGACGCCGACACCGACACCGUGACGGACGUAUGUUUGUACGAGCUGUGGCCGGGACUGGGCGGUGUCAUGUCGGGCUCGAUGCAAGUGAACAUGACGGUUGCGGACGGCUUCUUUGGGUGGACGACCGUCGAAGUGACGGCAACGUCGACAACCCAUAGUGCAUCGUCGGCGACGGUGACGACAACGGUGUUGCAAUGGCUCCCCAACACGGCACCCAUGGAGAUCUUGCUCCCGACCACCCACCUUGAGAUAUUCGAGGACGAAGCGGUGUUCUUGGCUACUAGCGCCAUCACGAGUUCGAUCCAGCUCCCGGCCGACUACGCCUUGACGCUGCUCGAGGUCGUGACCAAUGGCGUGUGGAUCCAAGGCAUCUGUGGUCCGUGCGACAAGACGA